This is a messenger RNA of Fomitopsis serialis, 762 nucleotides long. RefSeq lists its product as uncharacterized. The coding region runs from base 250 to 681 and encodes 143 amino acids. Lineage: Eukaryota; Fungi; Basidiomycota; Agaricomycetes; Polyporales; Fomitopsidaceae. The record is from RefSeq and is a predicted model, not a curated record. The transcript is spliced from 2 exons.
CCGUGUGAUUGCCUGUUGACUCUAGACUAUCGCAGAGGUGAAAAGUGAAGUCGACCAUGUGAUGGUUGGAAUCGAUGACGAUGACGCCGGUCAAGCGCACUGGGUGAAUGCGGUCACAUAAGUGGUGAUUAACCCCGAUACGGAAAUGGCCAUAAUCAAGUCAGAAACUCCCCCGUGCUGAGUGAAGUUCACUCGUUCAGACGUCGUAUAUCACCGGUAGUCCGGGUGGUUCCUUGGUCGAAAAUACCCAUGCAAUCCCUCUAUAGUGUACACUGGAUCGUCUACUUCGACAUCGGGUCUGGACGCGUGAUUAAAUUCGACAUGCUCCCAGGCGGCGGCCCCGACGGAAUGACUGGUUGUCUACAGGCGGUGGUAUGCGACACCCCAGCCACUCAAGACCUCCCCGCCAGCUUCGCCGCAAACAUAGCAGCGUCCGCGAGCUUGUCAGGCCAAGAGAUCCUAGACUCGCUACUCGAAAAACCCCGAACGCGGAAUCGGUACAUGUACGACCAGACCGGGUCCGGGUGUCGCUUUUGGUGCCGCACCGUCCUAGAGGAUCUCCAACGCGCUGGGAUCGUCCCGUCCGGUUCGCUCGAGCAGUUCGACGAGUACAUUUCGCGGAAGAGCGAGGAGAACCCUGCUCGAUUCCCUAUGCCGACGCGUCGCGGUCGUUUUUACUGAUACUCAAUGUUGAUCUUUCUAGAGCAGCUUGUCAUCGCUAUUGCAUUCGAUCGAUGCUUCCUUUUCGUGUUUGACAAAAUG